Molecule: messenger RNA, 1798 nt
Organism: Magallana angulata
Lineage: Eukaryota; Metazoa; Mollusca; Bivalvia; Ostreida; Ostreidae
Product: solute carrier family 35 member B1-like
Exons: 7
Coding region: 86-1108 (340 amino acids)
Biological process (GO): UDP-galactose transmembrane transport
Cellular component (GO): endoplasmic reticulum membrane; Golgi membrane
Molecular function (GO): UDP-galactose transmembrane transporter activity; UDP-glucose transmembrane transporter activity
Source: RefSeq, a predicted model, not a curated record
UAACCUGAACCGGAAGUAAGAGUUCCCUUGCGGUGUUUUGAGAAUUCGACACGUCAUGUAAACACAUUUACCGUUUAAAGCGUGUAUGACAGGUGAUAUUCCUCUCACAGGUCCAUCUCAUAUAGUCCCCAUACCAGAUAACACCAAACACGUGGAGAUGACAGCGGGCAGAAACAAGCUCCUUAUUUGUGCUGCAGGGACCUUCAUCUGUUAUUUCUACUAUGGCAUCAUCCAGGAGUCAAUAACAAAGGGCAAAUAUGGAGAGGGAGAGAAGGCAGAAAAGUUCAAAUACACAUUAGCCCUGGUAUUUGUGCAAUGUAUCAUCAAUGCUCUUGCAGCUAAAAUUGCCAUGUUUUGGCAAAAGGAAAGAGACACAACUCCAGGCAAAAUGUUCUCUCUAUGUUCAUUGUCAUACCUGGGUGCAAUGUUGGCUAGCAAUCACGCCCUGCAGCAUGUUUCAUACCCCACACAGGUCUUGGGAAAAUCAGCAAAACCCAUUCCUGUAAUGAUUCUAGGGAUUAUUUUCGCAAGGAAGCGUUAUCCAUGGGCCAAAUUUCUAUUUGUUCUUAUGAUAGUCUUGGGCGUCGCCAUGUUCCUGUAUAAAGAUUCUGGACAAAGCAAGAAAUCAGACACUGACAGUCUCAUUGGCAUGGGGGAGAUUUUACUGUUGGUAUCCCUGACACUAGAUGGUGUAACGGGAGCUGUACAAGAAAGAAUGAGAUCAGAUCAUAAAACAGGGGCCAACAGCAUGAUGUUCAACAUCAAUGUGUGGUCUAUAUUAUGGUCAGCUAUAGGUCUUAUAGUAACAGGAGAAGGCAUAGCAUUCUUAGGUUUCAUGGAAAGACAUCCAUCUAUACUUGCCAAGAUGGUCACAUUUGGUUUAGCCAGUGCAGCUGGACAGACCUUCAUUUUCAUCACCGUUUCCACAUUUGGACCACUAACUUGCUCCAUCAUCACAACCACCCGGAAAUUCUUUACCAUCUUGGGAUCUGUCAUUAUUUUCCAAAACCCUAUGAACAGCCGGCAGUGGAUUGGCACAGUCUUAGUAUUCAUGGGCCUAGGACUAGAUAGUGCAUAUGGAAAAGAAAAGAAACACGUCAAGAAAUGAACUUCAAGGGACGCAAUUGGUUAAUUCUAGGACCAGUAAAACCUUGAGCAAAAAUUUUGGUGCAUAAUGGUGAAACUUUUCAUAAAAAGAUAAUUAAGAGCUUUAGGAGUGGUUACGGAUGAUUGUUAUGUAGGUAGGUUCAUUGUAUUUAGGAAGCUGUAAACCAUAGCCACGUGGACAUAUUAAUAACAGUUAUUCUGUGAUAAAAAGUAACUUAAAAAAUGAUAUAAAAGGUAGCAAGGCAGAGCUUAUAUUUUACAGUGUGUUUAAGUGAUGAAUGUAUGACCAGUGCCUAUAUUUCAUACAGAUCUGAAAACAGUGUUAUGGUAGAACUGAAUAGAAUGAUUCAGUGACGAUCGAAGCGGACAGUUCAAGAACCUGAACAAAUCGUGUACAUGUUCAUGUAGAUCAUGAUUGAACACAUUAUCGGUAAAUGGGAUCAAAAUAACUAGUAUUCAGGAUGGAUGCAAAAUGAAGUUUUCCUCUUAAUGUAAUAAUUCCAUAUGAUUUUAGAAACAAGAAAGUUUGCAUGAUAUAAAAUUUUAUAUUAAUGUACCUAUAUUAGUUUAAUGUGACCAUUGUUAUUUGUAGCUGUUUUUAGCAUAAGGAAAACUUCAUAUCUAACAAUCCAUGGCAUUGCAAUGUUUGUUUGUUGUUUUAAGUCAAUAAAAGUUUAUGUUUUGGAAAUGA